This is a messenger RNA of Jatropha curcas, 2285 nucleotides long. RefSeq names its product transcription factor MYBC1. Gene Ontology annotation, molecular function: DNA-binding transcription factor activity; DNA binding. The record is from RefSeq and is a predicted model, not a curated record. Gene Ontology annotation, cellular component: nucleus. Gene Ontology annotation, biological process: regulation of DNA-templated transcription. Lineage: Eukaryota; Viridiplantae; Streptophyta; Magnoliopsida; Malpighiales; Euphorbiaceae.
AAAUAAAAACUCUCUUCCCAUAAAAAAAAAAACAAAUAAAAUCAUAAGAGAAAAAGCGUCAGCAACAGUACCCAUAAUAAAAGCUGAAAAGAAGAAAACAAGAUCCACCUCGAACCUCUCUCCACUCUCCUCCUCCUCAUCAUCGUUCCUCCCCCUCCUCGAAUUCCCAUUUCCACUCCAUCCCGCCGCCGCGGCCACCGCCACAGUCGCGCAUCCUUCCGUCCAAAUCAAAUUUUGGAUAGAGAAAGUGAUAAUAUUUUUUGGCAAAAUUAGAAACAAAAAUUCCAUCACGCACACUUGUUAUUGGUUGAAUUUUGCCCAUAUCCCAUAAAUCUAUUUUUGUUUCCACUUUUAGACCCAAAGAAGAGAAAGAAUAAGGGAAGUAGAGAGUCGGGUUUUUGGUCAAAUUUGGGGAAAUGAGGGAGGAUGAUUCUAAUUGGUUUUCAAGGUGGGAAGAAGAGCUUCCAUCGCCUGAAGAGCUUAUGCCUUUAUCUCAAACCCUAAUUACUCCUGAUCUUGCUCUUGCUUUUGAUAUUCGAAAUCCUACCAAUACAACCGUCAAUAAUACCUCACUUCAACAAAAUCCGCCGCCGCCUCCGCCACCACCGCCGCCUACUUCCACCACCCCUUCCCCGUUGCCUCCUUCACAGCCUAAUUCUGCUGAAUAUGCUGCCGAUUCUGCUGACUUGGGCUCCGGGGCCGCUGGUGAUGAGCCCGCAAGAACCCUUAAGCGGCCUCGCCUUGUUUGGACCCCUCAACUGCACAAGAGAUUUGUUGACGCUGUUGCUCAUUUGGGGAUCAAAAAUGCUGUCCCGAAGACUAUAAUGCAGCUUAUGAGUGUUGAUGGGUUAACUAGAGAGAACGUAGCUAGUCAUUUGCAGAAGUAUCGGUUAUAUCUUAAAAGGAUGCAGGGGUUGUCUUCUGGUGGUGCUGGUGGCGUUAAUGGUACCGGUGCUGGUGCGGGUGCUGGGUUGACUGCAGGCGAUGCUGCAACUGAACAUUUGUUUGCCAGUUCUCCCGUGCCUCCGCAUUUCUUGCAUCCAGGAAGGCCUAAUUCGGAUCAUUUUCUGCCGUAUGUGCCAGUGGCAGCGCUGCAACACCACCACCACCAGCAGCAAAUGGCAGCAGCAGCCGCGGCAGUGGCACAUCCCCAGUUGCAGAAUCAGUACCAUAGGCAGAUGGGGCACUUUGGAUCGCCUCAAAAUGGGCAGUUUGAGCAUCCCUUUCUGGCUAGGCAGGCACAACAGCCUGUCCACAGGAUGGGGGCGCCAGUACAGAAUACAGUUCCAGGGUAUGUGGAGGAUUUGGAGUCAGCCAAUGGGAGUGGAGGGAGGAAAGUUCUCACUCUGUUUCCUACAGGGGAUGAUUGAAUUUGGGUAAUUGUUGACUCCUUAAUUAAUCUUUCUUUUUUCUUCUUCUUUCAUUAAGCUACUGGGUCCUUGUUAAAUUGGUGUUUACUGGUAGUUCUGUUAGAUUUUAAUUUAGGGUAUUGAUUGUGAUGGCUAUGUUAGUUGUUGUUGUUGUUGGUGGUAAUUCUCAAGGUAGAAUUCGGUCUUGGCCUUCCAUCUCCAGAUCCAGAAAUUUCUGUUCUUGCUGUUGGUUAUACUUUUGAGUGAUUGGAAAUUGAUGGAUAGUGUCAUUAAUGGUGUUCUUCAAUUUCUACGGGCUUCUACUCAUGUAAUUAAGUUGUUGGUAGCAGUCUGUAUUUCCAUGUCAGCUUCUUCUGAUGGAUGUUUGAUCGUGAGGUCAUUAUGGGCAGCCACAAUGUGUCUUAGCUUGUCCAUGGAAGCUGUUCUUAUCAGUACUGUGGUAUUGGGUUAAUCUGGAUUUUGUAGAGGGUUUGCUUUGUCCCAGCAUAUUUUGGGAACCGGCUCAGUCUUCUUACAAUUUAAGCCUUCUUUUCAAGGUGGUGGUUUGAUUGUCAAUGUUGCAGAUGGGCAAUUGGAAUGCAAUUAUCUGAAUUUGUGCUUGCAGAUGAGGAUAAAUAAUGUUGGCAAGUGCAGUAUAUGUUCUAUAGGAUCUAAUUAUGGGGUUGGUACCAUUGGUUGACACAUUUGGCACUGAAUUUCUCAGCACAGUCCAAAAAUUCCAUAUGUAUUUGAGUCUCUUCUGUUUAUUAGCCUAAUGUUAUGUAGAGGUGAGUUGUACUUGUUGUACAUUGUGUGACUUAAUAGAAAACUAAAAUGCAACUCGAGGGGUUAAACCUCCUGAUGUUACUAGGCUGUUGAAUUUAAUUUAAUGCUCCAUGAACGUUUAAGUAGCUGAAUUUCAAGGUACUUCUGAAA